Messenger RNA from Brassica napus (rape), 2015 nucleotides. RefSeq lists its product as uncharacterized. The coding region runs from base 221 to 1753 and encodes 510 amino acids. The record is from RefSeq and is a predicted model, not a curated record. Lineage: Eukaryota; Viridiplantae; Streptophyta; Magnoliopsida; Brassicales; Brassicaceae. The transcript is spliced from 3 exons. Gene Ontology annotation, biological process: regulatory ncRNA-mediated gene silencing.
AUAUGGCCAGCUCUGACCGCUACCGUUAAUCAAGAGAAUGUUUCCAUCUCUCUCCGCUUCAUUCACCGUCUAAAUUCACGGAAAAUCCCAACCCUAAUUUAAAAUCCUCGCGUCACGUUUCUUCUUGCAUAGAAGAUCAGAUUGAAGCUAAUCUCAGCGAGAAUUGCUGAAGGUAGAAUCAAGAUCACGAAGAUCGAAAACCUGAUCUUCACAGCAAUUGAUGAUGGUCGGGGGCAAUAACGCCAAGUCAACGCCUCAAAAGCCUCCAACAACCUCCGCCGCAGCUUCUUCUUCCCAUCACCGUAAAUCUCGUUGGGGCUCAAACAACAACGAUGGUGGUAGCAGUAAGACUAACACAACCACCAGCAACAACAAGCAGACGACAGGUGGCCAGAAAAUCCCCGAUAAGAAACUUCCGAAUCCUUCUCCUAACCUAGCUCCGAUCCCGAGCCAAUCCCGUCCCAAUCCAACACCCUCAUCAUCAUCGCGUUCUGCUCUACCCCCGGCGCAAUUCGCUUUCCCAGAUCCGUCGGCGGCGCUUGGUGCUCCUCCUGCGCCGACUUACGGGUUCCAUAUGCUCGAGCGUCGCACCAUCGUCCUCGUCGACGGAAGCGUCCGAUCAUACUUCGCGCUUCCUCCUAAUUACCGUGAUUUCCCUCCCAAGCCCCGUCUCCCUGAUCCGGCGGCUAAUAGAUUUAUGGGACCUGAAUUCGGUAGAUUCCCUCCGGAGGAGUUUAGAGAUCAGAGGCAGCACGAAGGAUCAAUGAAACGGAAACAUCCAGGCGAGGAAGAGAUUGAUAGGAGGGACGAGGGAGGUGAAUUGCUGAGACAAAGGCAUCAGUUUAUGCUGUAUGCGAAUCCUAAUGAUCCCUCUCUUAUGGCUGGUACGAGUAGGAGGGAUUCUGGGGAAGAUGCUAGAGCGGCUAAGCACAUGCGGGUGGGAUCAAGCAGGAAUGAGAAUGGAGGUCAGGUUGCGAUGAAGAAAGCGUUUUUGGAUUUGGUUAAGCGGAUUUACGAGGACCCGUCCGAGAAGAAGAACUACUUGGAGAACGGGAGGAAAGGGCGGCUUCAGUGUCUCGUCUGCGGCAGGUGUCCUAAAGACGUCCAGGAUACACAUGGUUUGGUAAUGCACACGUACUAUUGCGAUGAUACUAGCUCACGUGUGCAUCACUCAGGCCUACACAAAGCUCUAUGUGUAUUGAUGGGAUGGAAUUUCUCAAAGCCCCCUGAUAACUCGAAGGCUUACCAGAAUCUACCUGCGGAAAUGGUAGCAAUCAAUCAAGACGAGCUGAUUCUAUGGCCACCUCACAUUAUUGUUCACAAUACGAGUACAGGGAAGGGUAAAGAUGGGCGUAUGGAAGGUCUUGGAAGCAAAAGAAUGGAUGACAGAAUUAGAGAACUAAAAUUCAACGUUGGGAAAUCAAGGGCACUGUAUGGAAGAGACGGUCAUCUAGGAAUUACCCUCUUUAAAUUUGCGGGAGAUGAUUCAGGGCUCAGGGAAGCUUUGAGAAUUGCCGAAUACUUUGAGAAAAUGAACCGUGGGCGCAAAAGUUGGGCCGGGUUACAACCAUUCACUCCAAGCAAAGAUGAUGAGAACAACCCUAGUCUUAUGGAGGUUGAUGGUAAGACAGGUGAGAAAAGGAGGGUCCUUUAUGGUUAUCUGGCGACCGUAAAAGACUUGGACAAAGUCGAUAUGGAGACAAAGAAGAAGACCACAAUUGAGAGCCUAAGAGAACUCGCAGGAUCAAAGUGAAUUUACACGUCUCUUGCUGAAGGUACACUUUAAUUUCAGGGUAUUUAUUGCCUACUGAAUCUGUAUGUUUUAGUCAUAAGCAAAGUUUUAGUUUUCUUUUUAUAAUUGAAUAAAAUUUCUUGGUUUUCUUGAUCCUUUGAUUCAGUGAUCACAUUGCCUAUAGACUAAUAUGGGUGUGGGCUGAUGAUAUAUUAUACGAGCUUCUGUUUUACAACAUCCUUGGAAGUAAAUUGUGAUAAAGUGUUUGAUGCUUUUGAGUUUU